Zerene cesonia (dogface butterfly) is the source of this 673-nucleotide messenger RNA. RefSeq names its product ribonuclease P protein subunit p25-like protein (gene Rpp25). Gene Ontology annotation, molecular function: RNA binding. The record is from RefSeq and is a predicted model, not a curated record. Gene Ontology annotation, biological process: tRNA 5'-leader removal. The coding region runs from base 75 to 578 and encodes 167 amino acids. NCBI's taxonomy places the organism in Eukaryota, Metazoa, Arthropoda, Insecta, Lepidoptera, Pieridae. The transcript has 4 exons. Gene Ontology annotation, cellular component: ribonuclease MRP complex.
CUAUGAUAGCCGUCACUGUAAUUUUGUAAAUAAAUUUGAAAAAUUAUUUUUGGUUAUUAUUGCAUUGAAAUAAAAUGGAAAAUUAUUUCAAAGGGAAAAAUGUUGAAGAGGAAAUGGAAAGAAGCAAAAUCCCAAUAAAUGGAUUACCUGAAAACUUCCUUUGGAUGCAGGUAAAAGGAGGAAGUAAAAUGGUGAAUUUACUAUCACAUGCUUCGGGUAUUCUAGAGGAUAAAGCCACAACAGCUGUCGUUUGGAGUGGGGCCGGAGUCGCAAUACCUAAAGCAAUCUCAUGUGCAGAAAUAUUAAAAAGGCAAUUCUCGAUCCAACACCAAGUAACGAAAUUAACAUCUAAAAGUGUGGAAGAGUACUGGGAGCCUAAACUUGAUGGACUUGAAACAAUAGUAGUGAAGAGGCAAAUACCAGUGAUACACAUUUUUUUAUCGGUUGAGCAACCACUAGACACUCCACUUGGAUACCAAACAUUACAUGGAAAGAAAUUUUGGGAGCAAGAGCAAUUCUCAAAACAAAACCAGUCACAUAAGACAAAAAAGCCAUUUAAACAUAAGAAUGUUAAAUAAACAUAAUAUUAUAUGCUUUUCAAAUGUGUUUUAUUGACUUACAGUAAAAUUUAUAUUAAUUUAGAUUAAUAAAUACCUCAUUAAACGAUUUCUAU